Clupea harengus (Atlantic herring) is the source of this 1924-nucleotide messenger RNA. RefSeq names its product GRB2 related adaptor protein 2. Gene Ontology annotation, molecular function: protein binding. Lineage: Eukaryota; Metazoa; Chordata; Actinopteri; Clupeiformes; Clupeidae. The record is from RefSeq and is a predicted model, not a curated record.
AUCUUGAGGGCUUAUUUCUAAUCCAUUGUAGUUUCAGUGUGGGGGCACUGGCCAUAUAGAAGUUUCUCACGCGCAACAUGACUUCUGGUGGGAGGAGUUUGCUGUUGCAGAUACAGUUUGAUACAUCUUAGUAAAUUUGAAAGGACGCUCUUUUACGUCAAACAGCUGUGGGUGAUACUAGUGCCCUAAAGACAGAUUUUAAGGGGAUUUUUGAAGAUUCUCGAACAAGCCUCGUUCUAUAUAUAUAUUUGUUAUUUUUUUUCCCGCAAGCAACAGGGUGGCGAGACACGUGUUUUCGAAUCCAUCGAAACUAAAAGUUUGAUGCUGGAUGUUCGAUUCUCUAAGUCAUGUUUGGCUGGAUCCAUGGACUUGCCUGACAGACCCGACAGCUAACCUGUCAUCGAAUGUCAAACAGUGGUGACUGUACUUUGUGCAUUUGCAGUGCAUGCAGAGCCACACAAGCUGUGAAACCUUCUCCAAGCAACAGUUGUUCUGCGUAUGACUUCCCCGCAAGCCGUGCAAGCGUGGUAGAAAAGAAAGAGAAAAACUAACACACAAAGAUUUAGUGGUGGAUGGUUUCAACUACUGAAAGAAGUUCUCUUACACGCAUCUGAAGACCACCACGCAAUCAUUUGUUGUGGACUGUUCCACUGAUUCUCCUUGUCUGCUGCCAUGGAGGCGAGAGGAAAGUAUGACUUCAAUGGCACAGCUGAGGACGAGCUCAGCUUCCGGAAAGGAGACAUCCUAAAGAUCCUAGGUGCCCAAGAUGACUGGUUUAAAGCAGAGCUUCAUGGCCACGAAGGAUUUGUGCCCAAAAACUAUGUUGACAGACAGACUCCCAGCUGGUUCCAGGAGACUGCCAGUCGGGGCGCAUCAGAGGACAUCCUGAAGGCCCGGGAGGUGGGGGGGUUCCUUAUCCGCGUCAGUCAGAAUAACCCAGGAGACUUCUCUAUCUCCGUCCGGCAUGAAAGCGAUGUCCAGCAUUUCAAAAUCAUGAGGGAGAACAAGGCCAAGUACCACAUAUGGAGCGUGAAGUUCAACUCCCUGAACGAGCUGGUGGAGUUCUACAUGAAAAACAGCAUCUCCAAACACCGCGAGAUCUUCCUGAGCGACGGCAGCAGGGAUGCACCUCGGCCAUCUGCUCCACAGCCAACAAAGAGGAUCAAUGUCUCUGAGGACAUUCGCCAUCCUGGAAGCUACGGAGGCUCCCCGCUGCCCACACCGCAGUGGAGGGCAUCGGAUCAGCCACACGCACAGCAGAAUAAGAGGGCGAGUGUGGAGGAGAGGGCCAGCACCCUAGGCUCCACUCAGAAGAGUGCCAAUCAAAACAGCAGCCAAACAGGCCGACGGAUAUCAGACCCCAUUACUCAGCGAGUGCCAACGCAGGUGAGGGCGAUCUACGACUUCACUGCUGAGGAGGAUGAUGAGUUAGGCUUCAAGGCCGGCGAAAUUAUUGAGGUCCUAGACUGCAGUGACUCUUCCUGGUACAAGGGACGUUUGUGCGGCAAAGUGGGCCUGUUUCCAGCCAAUUACACAUUCCCUCAUGGAGAGACCAGAUGAGAGUCUUAUCGGAUGAGCACCUUACUAUGUUCCGGCUUCCCUCAGUGCCUUUGACAACAAAAAAAACACAUACAAACCUAUGCAUACAAACCUGAAGAUUGUUACCUUGUAUCUGUUAUUGAAAGAUUGAUGUGUAUGUGAAUUCAAGAUUUUACUCUUAAUGAAACUGAGAGAAAUGACAGGGAUUCUAAUGGGAAUCUUAAUAGUCCCAGCACUAAUUUCAGCCAAGUACAUAUGUAUUUGCCUUUCUUUUGCGCUAUUUGAUGGGACAUUUUACUGUAUGGGCUCAUUGAAAUGAAUGGAAAGAGAUAUAUUUUGAAAGUUGUCAUGGCAUUUCUAAUAUGUAAUAAAAAAUAAAGCAAAA